Molecule: messenger RNA, 1237 nt
Organism: Sorghum bicolor (sorghum)
Lineage: Eukaryota; Viridiplantae; Streptophyta; Magnoliopsida; Poales; Poaceae
Product: rhomboid-like protein 20
Exons: 8
Coding region: 167-1042 (291 amino acids)
Cellular component (GO): membrane
Molecular function (GO): serine-type endopeptidase activity; protein binding
Source: RefSeq, a predicted model, not a curated record
CAAGUCAAAAGCCAGACUCGGGCUAGGGAUCUCUCUUCUGCGCUUCGAGAAAGUUUCUGCCGCCCGACAGCUGGGCGCUGGCUCGCCCGCUUCCACCGACCAGACCGGGCUAGCUCAGGCGUGGAGCUGCUCGCCUCCGCCCUCCGCCGCCGCGCCGGGACCGGCGAUGAACGGCGGGCUCCCUGGAUUCCACAAUGCGCCAGCGUCGAGGGCCGUGGUCGUCGCCGCAGUUCUCUUCUCCGUCCCCUUCGGCUUCCGCGGUCGCUCCCACAACCUCGGCCUGUCCUACCAGAGUAUUUAUGAAAAGCUGAGUAUCUGGAGGCUGGUCACCUCAUUGUUUGCUUUCUCGUCAACCCCCGAGCUGAUCUUUGGAGCGGCCCUGCUAUACUACUUUAGGGUGUUUGAACGGCAAAUAGGUUCUAACAAGUAUGCUGUCUUCAUCAUCUUCUCGACUAUGGUGUCUGUACUGCUUCAGAUCCUUGCUUUAGGUUACAUGAAAGAUCCUUCUCUAAAUCCAUUGACGUCAGGACCAUAUGGCCUCAUCUUUGCAUCUUAUGUGCCAUUCUUCUUUGACAUUCCUGUCUCAAUGAAGUUCCGCAUAUUUGGACUGAGCUUAAGUGAUAAGUCGUUUGUAUAUUUGGCAGGACUCCAGCUUCUUUUUUCAUCUGGAAGACGUUCUGUUGUACCUGGACUUUCUGGCAUACUGGCUGGGCUUUUGUAUCGCUUGAAUACAUUUGGCAUCCGUAGAUUGAAGUUCCCAGAGUUUGCAAUAUCGCUCUUCUCGCAGUUGUCAUGGCCCUUUUCUAACAAUCCAUAUCAAGGGUUACCGACCACAGAAAAUAAUGGAAGUGUCCCUUCUCACCAGGCACAUCAAAUUGAGGAUGCACGCACAGCUAUCCAAGAUCCCACGGAAUCUUCUAUUACUGCACUCGUGUCUAUGGGCUUUGAUCGCAGUGCAGCAAUUCAGGCACUUGCAUUGACCAACUACGAUGUCAAUUUGGCCUCAAACAUUCUGCUUGAAGCACAAGCUCUACAGCCAUGAUACCCUGGCAUCGAGACAAAAGAUGGACGGAUGCUCUGUACAUUAAUGAGAGUUUAGUGUUUGAUACUUUGAUUCAUUAUUCUGUUCUAGAUUUUAUCACAGGAUUCCUUGUUGAAACAAGCCAUUGUGGCAUUGUAUAUGAACAGCUAUCAGAACGAAAGACAACUUAUGAGAUUUCUGUAUAUCCUGAAUGGU